Messenger RNA from Rubroshorea leprosula, 909 nucleotides. Lineage: Eukaryota; Viridiplantae; Streptophyta; Magnoliopsida; Malvales; Dipterocarpaceae. The record is from the annotation of a GenBank genome assembly.
AAUCUCAAACUUUUUUUUUCACCUAUGUAAAUGGCAUCUAUGAUGUAUCAGUUGUUGCCUGAUUAAACUGCCUAUUAAUACCUGUCAUUAAUCAAGGGAAGGGCAGAAUUUCAGAUCAAUGUGAGUGAGACUAUAUGGGAUUUUUCCCAACCCAACUCCUUCCACAAUAAAAUCUCCAUUUAUACCCUACAAUAAAAGGAGCUUACCCCCUACCCUCCCCCACCAAAAUGCCCCUCUUCUUUUUCACUUCCAUUCCUCUGGUUUUGACAUUUUAGGAGAGGGGUUUUUCUCUUUGUAUCAAAAAAAAAAAAAAAAAGAAAAGAAAAAAAAAAAGGCAUGGCCAAGUUUGUUGCUGCUUUGCUUUUGGCUCUCAUUGCCAUUUCCAUGCUCCAAACCAUGGUCAUGGCAUCACAUGGGCAUGGCGGUCACCAUUAUGAUCAAAAACACUAUGGAUCUGGAAGUCUCAAGAGCGCCCAAUGCCCAUCCGAGUGCUCAAGGAGAUGUAGCAAAACCCAAUACCACAAGCCAUGCAUGUUCUUCUGUCAAAAGUGCUGCAGAAAGUGCCUGUGUGUGCCUCCAGGGUAUUAUGGAAAUAAGGCUGUGUGCCCUUGCUACAACAACUGGAAGACCAAGAAAGGAGGACCCAAGUGCCCUUGAAUAUUGGACCAGCUGCCCUAAACAGUCCUAUCUGCCCUUCUUUCCCCCCUUUACCCUUCAUAAAUUCUGUUGCUGACUAUUUUAAAUUAUUAUAGGUUAUGUAUCUCUCAAAAUGUUUUUUUGGAUAUGGUUGUAUUGUAUCCCCUGUAUUAUUGCAUGUCACUCCAUUGGGUAAUAUAUAUGCCCUCUCAAUGAAAGUGGCCAAAUCAAACCUUUGUUAUAUUUUAUUAUCAAUGAAGGUCUUAUAUUUAA